Messenger RNA from Phanerochaete carnosa HHB-10118-sp, 1743 nucleotides. RefSeq lists its product as uncharacterized. The coding region runs from base 1 to 1743 and encodes 580 amino acids. NCBI's taxonomy places the organism in Eukaryota, Fungi, Basidiomycota, Agaricomycetes, Polyporales, Phanerochaetaceae. The record is from RefSeq and is a predicted model, not a curated record. The transcript is spliced from 2 exons.
AUGUCUACCGUUCUCUCCGCGCUACGCAAGCAUUGGAGGCGCGGAGAGUAUCAAAUUCUCCACGAGCGACCCGGGGCGACUAAAAUACAGUAUUCCUCCGCUCCGGAUGACCGCUCCAGUAUUCGCAAUGCACCAAACGAUAACGCCAUGUUCGGCUCGCUUAGGGCUGAGAGUAUUGGUGCCUGGCCCUCACUAUCCCGAAUCCAGGAUCUACCGCCCGAGUUGCUGGCAGAGAUAUUCUACCGCUACAUCCUGCUAAUGCUGCACACCUGCGCGCGUGUCGGAGACCCUAGUCCAUACGCAUGGCUCGUCAUUAGGCACGUUUGCAGAGCGUGGCGAGCCGUGGCACUCGCCUAUCCGCGUCUGUCUAGUUAUAUCUAUCAAACUCGGAAGCUGGCGUGCGUUCAGGACAUGCUCGACCGCUCUGGGACAGCGCCUUUAUACGUGUAUGACAUCGAAGAUGACCGGAAACAAUUUAGUAUGGAAGCACAGAGGCAAAUGCUCCACCACCUGGACCGUAUCGUUUCCGCACGGAUUGCGGUGCACGACUCCAUCCCUACGCCGAACCCGCAGGGGUCCCAGUACCCGGCAGUAUCGAUCUUGAAGACCGUCUCGAUUCAUGCUGAAUCCAAUAUCACGCUCUCGGAUCCUCUGUUUCCGGGAUGGGUUUUUCCCCAUCUUCAGGACUUUACCGGCCGGAAGAUUAGCCUGUCCUCCUUCCGCACUCUCCUUCCGCCAGGACUACGCCGCCUCUCCCUUAAUCAUUGUUUACCUAUUCUCUUGUUAGACGACCUCAUCUCCCUUCUCAAAGACUUGCACCAACUCGAAGAGCUAGUCGUUCGGGACACGUUCACCGUAUCCGUCCCGUUCGAAAGCAAACGGGGAACGCUCCCGUUUCGCCACUCCGCCACGCUGCAGUGUCUUAAGCUGCUUGAGGUGCGGAACCAUUGCCAUGUGAGAGGGUCGCUCCUCCUCCGCCGACUCGUCUACCCCAGAUCUGCUAGCGUCAGGCUAUCAUUUAUAGGCUCACUCGAAGACCCCUCGUACAACUCGGAGCUUCUAGUCAAUUCAUUCCUUGCUAGAUUCAACUUCGCGGACUGCAAUCCAUUCAUCUAUUGUGGUGAAUGCGACCGGUCCAUCGACUGCCCCUUGCCUCAGUCUAUGGCGAUCGUGUCCACGAUUGAUGAAAAGCUCCGCGUGCGUCUGUGGACGGAGCGUCUGUCGCUCGAGGAACUACAGGCAAAGAGUGACACGAGGGACACCGCAUGCUUCUGCUUCGACAUGACUUCCCCUCCUGCAUCUUUUCUCCCCGCUUUCCUGCAACGGCUCCCUUUGACCGACAUUCGCUCCGCGCUCCUCGCUGAGCCAGGGAUUACCGGGGCACUUCCGUGGCGCGAGCUGUUUCCCCUGCUGCCGUCCCUCGAGGGGCUUUCCAUACAGUUCGCGAGGUGGCCUAGUCUGGAAUAUGAUAUCUGGAAAAGCGCAGGAUACUUCGUGCAGGACUCUCCUCGCUCGCUAUUUCCUGCUCUUACCGUCGCUCAGCUCAAGAACCUGUACUUUGCGAUGCGGCAUGAAGACGUGGCUAACACCCACUACAUCUCGGACCUGCACAUCCUUGCACAUCUCCUGCAGAGCGAGAAAAUGCGUCUGGUGCUUGCACGAGGCAAGCUGAUAAAGAUCUGGACUACCUCCCUGGAUUUUGGAUUGGAGAGGGAGAUGCAUCUGGAAGAUGACUUCUUGUAG